Molecule: messenger RNA, 3450 nt
Organism: Cuscuta europaea
Lineage: Eukaryota; Viridiplantae; Streptophyta; Magnoliopsida; Solanales; Convolvulaceae
Source: the annotation of a GenBank genome assembly
ACCAAACUGACCGGGUCUGUCGGGCAACGUGCAAAGGAGACAUAUGCUAAUGUUGAAAAAGCUGCUGCCAGGAAACCAGCGCCUGACUGAGAAAUGGGUUUCAGGCGUGUUGAGAGCGUCUCUCUCUGGAACCCUCGUUCCAGACUCACGCGGCAGGAUGGAGGUCUCCGAUUCUGGUUUUGAGCUGUUAGUUAGUUGCGAUUUUCGUUCCUUGUUGCAGUUCAUACUCCGGCGACGUGGGAAGAAUAUCGAUUUAGAGCUUAAAAGCUCCAAAUCGAUCUAUUUUCGCGCAAAGGAGUGUUCAUUAGAUUUUGAGAACGACUCCUUGUUCGUUGUUUCUUUUUCAUUCUGCUAGUUGUGCGUAGAUUUAACGGUGCGUAGCUCUGUAAUUUCUAAGUUGAAUUUUUGGGUGCAUGCUAUAACCUGGGAACGAAGGUUGAUUUUUAAUUUCAAUCUUUGUUUUACUGUACUACCCGUACCUGGGAUGACGAGAAGGAAACAGGGCUUUGUGGCGACUCCUUCGACAAGAACCACCAGGUCCUCUAGCUUUGUUGUGCUGGAUUCCAUGGAGGACGAUUUUCCUGUUUUGACCUCCUUACUUGCUGUAAGACCUGGAACGGCUAAACCAGUGAAGAAGCCUAUUGAUACACCUGCUGCAUCUAGUAAGGUGUCCGCUGCUGAAGAAACUGUCCUGCAGACUGAGACCUGUAAAGCUGGGCACUCUCCCUCAACUGCUGCAGGAGGGACUGCUGCUAUAUCAGCUGAACCUGCUGCUGGAGCUAUGUUAACUGUUGGAAUAGCUCCUGCUGCUACUCCCAGUUCUGGUCACUCUAAAAUUAACUCUGGACAGACUCCUGCUGCAAAAUCUACUGCUGGAUCUUGUGCUUUAACUGAGAUCCCAGCUCCUAGGAAUGUAGGGACUGAUGGGAAUAAUAAGCUUGGGCAGAAAACAGAUGCUGGACAGACCACCAAAGCCAUAACUUUGUCGAAGAAUCCUGAAACUAAACCUUGGAACUCACUAUUUAAAGACAAUCGAGCUCCGUCCGAAGGGCUUAAACUGAGGUAUAUUCCACCAACUAGUGAUAUUCUUGAUUUUUCAGACCGUGUGCUACCUUCAAUGGUGGAUAUCUUUGGCUACUGUCUGGUGGGCUUUUUCACGGGAAGGUUUCCUGGUUUAAAGGCAACCUAUAGCCUUACAAAAAAAUGGGGAGUACAUUGUGAAGUCAAACCACAUGAUAAGGGUUGGGUUGUUUUUAAAUUCAAGAGUGAAGCUGAUAGGACUAAGGUUAUGAUUGAGGGGCCUUAUAUUCUCUAUGGGAAGCUACUGGUUCUGAAGGUUCUGUCUGAUGAUUUUUCCUUUGAAGAUGAUGAGUUCUUGAAGGUGCCGAUUUGGAUAAAAUUCCCUAAGCUCCCUGUGAGGUUGUGGAAUGAGGAUACUAUUAGCGAAGUUGCUUCUAAGGUUGGAGUUCCUCUCACCAUGGAUAGGAUAACGCUUGAAAAGGCAAACCACAACUACGCGAGAGUAUUAAUUGAAGUGGACGUGACAAAGCCACCUCCCCUCUCAUUCCCAAUCAAGAUGGCGUCAGGAAGGAUUUUUGAGCAACGGGUUCUCUAUGAAACGUUUCCGAACUACUGUUUCCAUUGCAAACAAUACGGGCACCAUCCCUUCAUUUGCAAGGAACUAGAAGCAAAAGAAAAGGUUGAAAUCGACGAACCAGAGAAGGUUGAGACUAUAAUAAUAGCUACAACGAAGGCUACUGAGGCUACGAAGGCCAUUGUUGGGACUGUGGACCCGUAAGGGGAAUUUGUGGAAGUACGUAGGCGGGACGGAAAGAAGAUUGCAAAGCCGGUGAUACCUCAAACCCAGGUUGCCGCUGCUGUAAUUGCUGAUGCGAUUGAACCUACUGGAACUACGGUUUUAGAAACUAUUGUUCUGGAUGUCGCUGAUACGCCAAGUAUUACUACGGCUGGUGGAAUUGGGAAAACUAAGGCUACUAUGGAGGGGGGAAAACCUGCUGCUGGCCUACUGGAAAUUGAAGAACAGGCUGUGGGCUUACUGGCAGAACCUCCUGCGGCUGAAGUGCAGGGACUGCAGCCACCCAUUGCUUUGAAAGCGGCUGCUCAAAUGGAGGUACUGCCCCCACAGCAAACGACGGAUAAGGAGGAUACAAUUCCUGAACAAUCUGGUACUAAACCUUGGGAACCAUUCAUAGUUGAGGAUGUUGAAAUAACUUGUAGAAAUGGGAAGAAAAGUACUAUUCGAUUUAUGAGACCCAACAAAUGAGCUGGGAUAGUUCGUUGUUUCUGGCCUGACUGAGUUCACUGUAUUGGUGCUCAGACUUUGUUUUUCUUUUGAGGUUUCUGUCUUUGUGGCUGGACUAACGGAGAUUUUGUGAAGAUUUAUAUUUAGGUUAGAUUAGUCUAACUUAGAUAGUUAUCUUGAUCAGAACUUGACACAUUGUAAAAUGUUAUUUUUGGGUGUUUUAUAUAUACUUACAUUCCAUCCAAAAAAAGAAAAAGCUGCUGCCAAGGUUAAAACUGCUGCCAAGAAGGUUGAAAACACACCUGCAAAUGUUGAAACAGCUGCUGCCAAAGGUAAAAAUGCUGAAAACACACCUGCUAAUGUUGAAACAGCUGCUGCCAAGAGUCAACCUGCUGCCCAUGAGAUUAAGACUGUUUCCACAGGGCAGAUUGAUGCCCAGCAGCCUGCUAAACUUUCUGCCAUGGUAGUGAACAAAGAUGUAACGACACCAGCUGCCAAGGGAGCUAAUCCAACUGCCCAGGGACCUUCACAAUCUGCCCAAGGACACCCGAACAGGUUACAAGGGCAGACUGCCCAGGGGAUUGAAGUGGCUGCUGCGCAAGGAAGAAUCACAAUUGGGCAACUUAUGGGUGUGCAAACUAACCAUGAGUCUUCCGAGGAUGAAGACGACGAGGUCUUUUUGGAAGGAAAUGAAAGACUAGUAACGAGUGAGACCGACAUGCACCUAAACGAUGUUGUAAUCAAAUGUGAGGUGGUGAAUGGGAAGAGGUUUAGGCUUUUUGUUAAACCGUUUAAAUUUGUGCAUGCUAAUGUGAUUAGAGUGGAUACCUUUCUUCGACUUACGGAUGAUUUGGACAUAAAAGGCCUAACUUUCACCGCCAAAUGUCUUGAGAGAUUACCGGGGGUUACUAAGAAGAAAGGGGAGAUUUGCUUUGACUCAAAGUUUACUACUCCUUUCCGACUUUUCUUUGGAGGUUAAUAUUUGGAUAUCUAUUAUAUUUUUCUGAGCUGGUUUUUGUAGGUUUAUUUCGUUCAGUUUGGAUUCAAGAUGUUUGAUUUGAGAGAAUGUGGGCCUUGAUUUUGUGGUAUCCCGUGAUCAGGGAUAUGCACCUUGCUUGUAAUCGUGAUGCAUUGUACUAUGCUAUUUUUUCUGGAUAUAUAUACUUACAUUUUAUCCAAAAAAAAAA